AUGACAUAUCCCCCGUAUGUCAAACCGCCUGAGCAAUUUCAAGACCUUCCUCGCAGAAAACUUCGCUCUCUGCGCAAAUGGCUAGGACACCCCGCGUUAGGGGACGUUGGGGCCGUAGCCGUCAUGAUUCGAGAGCUCAAAGUCCAAGUGGAAGAUGUGCUGUCAGUGCCCCUGGCAAUACUACCCAUCGUCAUCUCUACCCCUCAUCUUAUCGCGCUCUACGACGAAGACAUCCACGACGCAUUUGAGUACCUCAAUCUUCCAUUCCCCGAAGACAUUCACCAGAAGCGCUCAUGGGCAUGGGUGCGGGAUACUGGGGCACCGUUAGCGGGUUAUGGCCAUUUUCUCUGCUCCGAUUAUCGAGACUACGAGGCGUGUGAGUCAGAGAUUGAUGCAAUGCCCCUGGCUAGUGUCAUCUCCAUCCUAUAUACAGAGGACGCAGUCAAGGUGCUUCGAACCACAGUCAAGUCUGCUCACAUUGUGCUUGGGUUCUGGGAUGAUGAGGAUCAGUGGACGUUGGGUUAUGCAUCGCGACAUGAGGAGGGCUACUGGGAUUGGCUGGCCUUGAGACUGAUGGAAUGGAAACGAAAGUAUCCCGGCUCUCGAAUGUCUGAUCGGGUUGUCCUCUUUGGUGAGAGCGCGGCCGACAAGACAUUCAGGUUGGUUGUAGAGAAGGUCUUUAUUCAGGAAUUUGGCAGUGUUCCACAGAUCCUGGGUGGAGCUGAUGAGUAUGUUGUGGCCCGAGGGGCGGCGGAGUUUGCCAGACUUUCAGUCUUUGGGAUACAUCGGUGA
Molecule: messenger RNA, 792 nt
Organism: Aspergillus viridinutans
Lineage: Eukaryota; Fungi; Ascomycota; Eurotiomycetes; Eurotiales; Aspergillaceae
Exons: 2
Coding region: 1-792 (263 amino acids)
Source: RefSeq, a predicted model, not a curated record